UUCUUCAGGCAAUACUACUAUAGCUCGGAUUCUCAAGACAGUCCUAGUCGUAUACGACCCACCUUGGAAUUAAAGCCGAAAUGAAACUACCGAUUAUAAAUAUAAACCGAUCUCGAUUAGCUUCCAUGACGUUUCGAUAUCGUUUAAGUCCGUCAAAUAUGCCUCCACUAUAGCUUAUAAAUGCUACGAAUAAACUCCGAUUAAUAAACGAAUAUAGAAUAUAAAUAUACUCACCAGUACCUUUACAGACUUAUAAAAUAAAAUAAAAUAAAAUAAAACAACACCAUCAUGUCCACGAUAGCAAUAGCAGGCGCCUCAGGCAAACUAGGCGGCGCAACGCUCUCCGCGCUGCUCGCGCACAACCUCAUCCCCGCAUCCUCCAUCAUCGCAUUAACCUCCUCCCACCCCGGCUCAUCUACAUUCGCCACCCUAGCCGCCACCGCCCCCGGGCUCCAAGUACGCCACGCCAGCUUCGAGGACCCCGCGUCGUUCGAGCAGGCGUUAGCCGGCGUAGACAGGUUCUUCCUAGUGUCGACGCCGCAUGUACAACUAGAUUACGAUAGGCUUGUUCAGGAGGGCGACGGGGACGGGAAGAAGAAAUGGGUCGAGGUACCGGAUGGCGAGGGCCGCGAGCGCCACCAUCGCGUUGCUGUCGAUGCUGCGGUGAAGGCUGGGGUGAGGUGUAUAUGCUACUCGAGUCUGGCGUUCGCGUACGACCCGCAGAGGAAAGCCGGGAAGAGCACUAGUAAAGCGGGCGUUAUGCGCGCGCAUCUACGCACGGAGGCGUAUCUGGCGCGGUUGCGCGACGAGGGCAGACUUGAAAAUGUGACGGUUAUUAGAGAGGGGCUGUACGCCGAGUCCUGGCCCUUGUACCUGGGGUACUUCGCGCCCGACGGCGCCGACGACCGGCGCGAAGUCCUACUCGCGGGGGACGGGAAGGUGAGCUGGACGGCGAUUCGGGAUCUGGGUAUUGCUAGCGCGGUGGUUCUCACCGCGCCAAGCGGGGAGUUUGGCAACCGCUUGUUUUACCUGUCGACCAGAGCCCGUACGGCGAAGAAUCUGGCUGAGAUAGCGGGGCUGGUGGGCGCGGCUCGGGGGCGGGAGGUUGGUGUGAGGGUUGUGGGGAGGAGGGAGCACGAGAGGUAUUAUGUGGAAGAGCGGGGGUUGGAUGCGGCGGCGGUUAGGUGGUGGGCUGGUACGUAUGAGGCGUUGGAGGAGGGGGAGUGCGAGGUUGAUGAUGGGAUGUUGGAGGAGCUGUUGGGGCGUGUGGGGGUGAAGCCGGAGGGGGUGGAGGAGGUGGUGAGGAGGAUGGUUAAGGGGUAAGGGGUAAGUGGUAAGAGGCCAGUAUAGAGAGGAGAGGAUGAGAGGG
This is a messenger RNA of Daldinia loculata, 1369 nucleotides long. RefSeq names its product NAD(P)-binding protein. The transcript has a single exon. The record is from RefSeq and is a predicted model, not a curated record. NCBI's taxonomy places the organism in Eukaryota, Fungi, Ascomycota, Sordariomycetes, Xylariales, Hypoxylaceae. Bases 289 to 1323 code for a protein of 344 amino acids.